AUGCGACUUGUGAGAAACUUCAGCAAUCCAAAAGUGGAGAUGGCUGUGAGGUACGGUGAGGAGCCGAACUACUCUGCUUUUGUGAUAAGCGAUAUAUCAGAUAGCAGGGUUAAAUCGUGGAUGCGUUUGCCGGGCGCGAGAAGUAGUAGAAUAGCUAGGUGCCUCGAUACCUGGAAAAUAGUGUUCUGGUCCGGGGGAUUAGACUUCAGCCAAGUUACUAAAUUGUUGAUGUUCCAGAUUGUGGUCCUGCGCAUAGAUACUUUAGAUAGGCUGAUAGCUUUUAGCAUAUGCUUCACUAUACGAUGCCUCGUUAUUAUCUCUGCAAGAGCUGGAUCGUUUCCAAAAUGCCAGGAAGAUUGGAAAGAAAUAGCAGAUUUAUUUGAGGCACGAUGGAACUUUCCACACUGUUUGGGCGCAAUCGACGGCAAGCACAUUGACAUCAUUCCGCCGGCUGGAAGUGGCUCUGAAUUUUUUAAUUAUAAAGGCCGACACAGUAUGGUUCUUUUAGGAAUUGCAAAUGCCAAAUAUCAAUUUAUUUUAGCAGAUUUUGGGACCAAUGGAAGAAUUUCGAAUGGAGGUGUUCUCCAAAACACAAAAUUUUUCGAAAUGUUGACAAAAGGUGAUUUACGUAUCCCAACCGAAGAAUAUGUCAAAGGAAAUGGUAGGAAUCUGCCGUAUGUGUUUGUCGCCGACGACGCUUUUGCUUUACGCAGCGAUAUGAUGAAACCAUUUCGACAAGCGGACUUGAACUCGAACGAGAAAAAAAUAUUUAACUAUAGAUUGUCUCGUGCAAGGCGCAUCAUCGAAAAUACGUUUAGAAUAUUGGCUGCACGAUUUCGUAUAUUUCAUACUCAAAUUAAUGUUGAACCUGAAAACAUUAUUAAAAUAGUAAUGGCCGCAGUUGUGCUGCACAAUUUUCUAAUAGAAAAUUCACCAAAAUCAUACGCACCUAAACAAUGUGUUCAAGAAGAAAAUGCUGACGGAACCGUUAUUAAUUAUGGAUACAAUACACAAAACUCUAGCAUGGAAAAUUUAGAGCAACGAAACCCCGGCAAUAUCAAUGAUACAGCAAAAAAUGCUUUUAUAUUGAGUGGUAACAAAACAGUAUGCGUGCGAAACUGGGCUAGGCUACGCUUGCAACAUGAUCUUUUCUCAGGUCGAUAUCCUCCUGAAGCCAAAGAUCUAAUCCUGCAAGAGUUUGAAGAUGAUUCCACUACAAGUACUAGGAAAGCUGCUGCUGAUCCUGGUUUGUCGCCAUGGAAGAGAUCCCAAUGUUCUACCACUUUUGAACCCAACAACAUAAAAUGCUCUUGGAUAUCCAUCAAACCAAUCGCACAUGUAUUGCUUCUUACAGAAGCUAAAUCUUACCUUACAACCCCUCAAAAUAUUAUAGCAAAGAAAAAAUGAAAACGUUUGUGGGACAGUUUUCGGAAUGAAUUAAAGAAAGAAUGUAAACCAAAAUCUUGGGACGCCCAAGGCUCACCAUGCAAGCCCCAAUGGAAAUGGUUCAAACACAUGAAAUUUUUACGAGGAAGCCUAUCUUCUAGAAGUAUGGAAGGAAACUUGAGAAGUGACUGCUCGUAUUUGACUCAUGAAGAGUCUCAGCGUGAAACAGAGUCUAUUGAUGGAGGGGUGAUGAGUUGCCCACAAUCGCCAACUGAUGUCUCUAUAUGUUCUGCACCGUCUAGUUCUUUAGGUUCAAGUGUAGGUCGAAAACGCAAAGUCACUGCAGCAGAAGAAGGUGAAAGGCUGCAUAUUGAAAAAGAAAAACUGGACAUCAUGAAAUCAAUGGCACAAAAAGAUGACGAGAAAGAUACAACUUAUCAUUUUCUGAUAAGCCUCAAAGACCCCAUAAACAGACUCAGUAUAAUUUCACAAAUGCUCCUGAGAUACAAAAUUACGGAAAUUGUAAUGAAUGAAAUUGAUAAGAACCAAAAACCCAAUAAUGCCAGUCUGCAACCUAUAAAUUAUACUGACUACGUAUUACCAACGUCUACACUGACCAAUCCAGGGGACGCUUCAACUUUACUUUCUAGCCUCAACGAUGAUAGAAUAUAGAUUAAAUAUACUUGUAGUAUAUCCGAAUUGUAUUGAAUUGUGUAUUCUUUUUACACCCUUUUACACUUGUAGAUAAAGAAAAAA
Messenger RNA from Acanthoscelides obtectus, 2142 nucleotides. The record is from the annotation of a GenBank genome assembly. Lineage: Eukaryota; Metazoa; Arthropoda; Insecta; Coleoptera; Chrysomelidae.